AUGAGAGUCACAAUUGAACCCUACAAUCCCGAAUGGCCCCUGAAAUUCCGCGACAAACGCGACCAACUACUUGACAUUCUCCAAGACGUGAGCAUCACUUCGAUCGAGCACGUGGGAAGCACAUCCAUCCCGUCACUCAUGGCCAAACCGGUCAUUGACAUCGACAUUAUCAUCCCAGCUUCUUCUCUCGAAGCUGCACGAAAUGCCCUCAAAAACGCAGGGUAUGAUGACCUUGGCGAAUUGAAUAUCCCCGGUCGGUUUGUAUUCCGACAGCCAGGAUAUGGAAAGCUUGAUGCUGCCCAUGGAAAGGACAAAGAUGGGGAGGUACGGUAUAAUACCUACCUGAUGGUCGAAGGGUAUCCAUCCCUGAAGAACCACCUCGAUACUAAGAGGGUGUUGAUGGAAAAUCAAGAGCUGCGCGAAGAAUAUGGGCGUGUGAAGAGAAUGUUGAGGGAUACGGAACUCGAAAGCUUGGAUCACUAUACUUUUGCCAAGACGGAGAUUAUGUGUAAGAUUUUGCGAUCAGCUGGGUGGAGUGAGGAAGAUCUGGCGCCAUUGAUCGAGGCCAAUACUUAG
Messenger RNA from Penicillium verhagenii, 576 nucleotides. RefSeq names its product GrpB family protein. NCBI's taxonomy places the organism in Eukaryota, Fungi, Ascomycota, Eurotiomycetes, Eurotiales, Aspergillaceae. The transcript has a single exon. The coding region runs from base 1 to 576 and encodes 191 amino acids. The record is from RefSeq and is a predicted model, not a curated record.